AUGAAUACCAGAGCUUAAAAGAAACAGAGUUUACCUUAACAAAUUACUACAGGUAUGAAAUAUAAGAUAGUUUAAUUGAUAUACGAGACUAUUUUAUCUAUAUUUAAAAUUAUUAAUUUAUUAUUUAGAAACUAGAACUAAGUAAGAGGAGUUAGUUGGUGAAUCAGUCAUAUCAAAAGUAAAUAUUGAUAAUGAGGAAUCUGGUAACAAGAUAACAAGCCUGAAUUUUCGUUAUAAUCAUGGAAUUAAAAAACUAUAAAUUACAAAAACAUAUCCAAAUGAUAAAAAUGGUAAAUGUUGAAAUAUAUAAUAGGUUUCAAGGCACAUAAAACUAGGAGUAGACCUAUUGUUUUGAAUUUAUUAAAUUGUAUAAAAUAAAGCACUGAUGGCAAAGUCUUUGAUUUAAUGGAUGUCAAUACAUAUAUAUAAUUGGUGAGUGACUAAUAAUAAUCGUAAAACAUUCCUAAAUCAUUAAAGUGUAAAUGCAAUAAAUCAAUGUGUUUAAAACAAUAUUGUGAUUGUUUUGCAAAUGGAAAUCUGUGUACAACGUAAUGUCAAUGUCAGGGGUGUCAUAAUACUGAUGAUUAUAUUGAAGAAAGAGAAGAAGCUAUAAAUAAAUUGAAAAUGUAAAACUAAUCAAUUGAAGUAAUUAAUAAAUAAAAUUUAUAAGAAAGAAGUGCCUGUAGGAAUAAAUUGCAAAUGCAAAAAAUCAAAAUGUUCAAAACGUUAUUGUGAUUGUUUUCAAAAUAAAUAGAGAUGCAGUGAGAGUUGUCAAUGCAUUAAUUGUUUGAAUCAAUCAGAAAAGGUAGAAUAAGUGGAUUAAAGAUUAAUGAUGAAUUCAAUUUCUUAAUUUGAUGAAAAUAGUCGAUUACCAAAAUCACCCAUUAUAUAUAAUAGAUAAGGGUUUUUCAGAAGAACUGAUAGUAUGAAUUAUUCAAAUUCGUUUGGUUAUUCAAGAAGUAUUUAGAAUGAUAAUAAUAAAAUAAUUAGGAAUGUUAAUACAACAUGAAGGACCAUACUUUUUAAAGUAAGACUCAUAAGGAUUUAAUUGA
Molecule: messenger RNA, 1052 nt
Organism: Paramecium sonneborni
Lineage: Eukaryota; Ciliophora; Oligohymenophorea; Peniculida; Parameciidae
Source: the annotation of a GenBank genome assembly